Molecule: messenger RNA, 606 nt
Organism: Ambispora leptoticha
Lineage: Eukaryota; Fungi; Glomeromycota; Glomeromycetes; Archaeosporales; Ambisporaceae
Source: the annotation of a GenBank genome assembly
AUGUCAAACCCACCUAGAAAGACUAAAGAAGUUAUCAGACGUAAAUUAGUUAUUGUUGGUGAUGGUGCUUGUGGAAAAACAUCAUUGUUAUCCGUGUUCACGUUAGGAUAUUUUCCAAAGGUUCCUACUGUUUUCGAUAAUCUGGUAACUGAUAUCAGAAUAGACAAUAGACCAGUGCAAUUGGCAUUAUGGGAUACAGCAGGUCAAGAAGAAUACGAGCGUCUACGACCUUUAUCGUAUUCAAAAGCGCACGUGAUUCUUAUCGCAUAUGCCGUAAAUCAACCAGAUUCAUUGGAAAAUGUAGCUGCAAAGUGGAUUGAAGAAACAAAUGCUCUGUGUCCAGGCGUACCCGUCAUCCUAGUCGGGUUAAAAAAAGAUUUAAGAGAGGAUCCAAACGCAAUUGAAGAGUUGGAACGCAAAGGGUUAAGUUUCAUUGAUACAAGACAAGGAGAAGAAAUGGCGCAACAAAUCGGCGCAAGAAAAUAUCUCGAGUGUUCAGCACUAACGGGAGAAAAUGUUGAUGCGGUAUUUGAGGCUGCAUCUCGUGCUGCGCUCUUGAUUCGUGAUAAAGAGCCGGGCCCUAAUUGUGGAUGUGUUAUACUAUAA